GUGUGUGUGUGUGUGAGAGAGAGAGAGAGAGAGAGAGAGAGAGAGUUAGCAUGUGGGUUUGUGUGUGUGGUGAGAGAGAGAUAGUGUGUGUAUCUGUGAAUUUGUGUGUGUGUGUUUAUCUGUGAUUUUUUGUGUGUGAGAGUGUGUAUCUGUGAAUUUGUGUGUGUGUGAGAGAGAGAGAUAGUGUGUGUAUCUGUGAAUUUGUGUGUGUGUGUGUGUAUCUGUGAAUUUGUGUGUGUGUGAGAGAGAGAUAGUGUGUAUCUGUGAAUUUGUGUGUGUGUGUGUAUCUGUGAUUUUGUGUGUGUGAGAUAGUGUGUGUGUGUGUGUGUGUGUGUGUGUGUAUCUGUGAAUUUGUGUGUGUGUGUAUCUGUGAUUUUGUGUGUGUGAGAGAGAGAGAUAGUGUGUGUAUCUGUGAAUAUGUGUGUGUGUGUGUGUGUGUGUGUGUAUCUGUGAUUUUGUGUGUGUGAGAGAGAGAGAUAGUGUGUGUAUCUGUGAAUAUGUGUGUGUGUGUGUGUGUAUCUGUGAUUUUGUGUGUGUGUGUGUGAGAGAUAGUGUGUGUAUCUGUGAAUUUGUGUGUGUGUGUGUGUGUGUGUGUGUGUGUGUGAUUUUUGGUGUGUGUCUGUGAUAUAGUGUGUGUGUGUGAAUAUGUGAGAGAGAGAGUUAGUAUAAACUCAGCAAAAAAAAAGAAAGGUCCUCUCACAUUCAGCUCACAUUUCCAGCAAAUGUCUUAACAUGUGUAAAUAUUUGUAUGAAGAUGAAAAGAUUGAACAACGGAGAUAAUCUGAAGAAGUUUCACAGACGUUUGAGGAAGAGAAAUGGAGUAAUGAGUCCCUGAAUAAAGUGGAGGUGGAUAUCAGGAGGAACAGUCAGUAUCUCCAGCUGCUUUAACUACUGCAGUGCAGCACCGGAUUGGUCAGUUCUUGCUGUGAGAUGUUCCUCCACUCUUCCACCAAGUCCUCCAUCACGUCUGAAGGGACACGCUUACGUGUAAGGUUCCACUGCGAGGACGAUGAUCUGUCCUUCCCGUCUCCCUGUAGCACCGUCUCAGACGUCUUACGUUACAGACAUUACAGUUUAUCGCUCCGGACACAUCUGCAGUCCUCACGCCUCCCUGCAGCAGGUCUACGGCAUGUUCACGCAGGAGAGCAGGAACCCUAGGUGUCUUUCUCCUGGUGUUGUUCAGAGUCAGUAGAAAGGUCCCUUUACUGUCUUGACUUAUUGUAACUGACAUUAAUCACCUUCCGCCUGUAAACUGUUCCAGUCUUAAGGACUGUUCCACAGCUGCAGAACCCUUCGUUUAAACCCUUUCCAAUAAAGAUCUGUAAAGAUUAUUCAGAUUUUACAAAAUGAUCUUUAAAACACAGACUCCUGGAAAAGGGACUGUGUGUGUGUGUGUGUGUGUGUGUGUGUGUGUGUGUUUGCAGAAACAUACAGAGUGUCCUGUGUUUGGCCUUCCAAGUACUGUGUUUGCUUUCAACUCUGUGUGUGUGUGUGUGUGUGUGUGUGUGUGUGUGCGCAUUAAUGUUGUGUGACCUCAGUGGUGAAAGAGACUGCUUUUUCCUCUGACCAUUUCUCCUACAGCGCUCUCUCUCUCUCACACACACACACACUGUACUACAGACUCGCGUUCUCUCAGUAGAUUAAAAUCGUAUUCAGGGGAAAACAGUUCUUCUGGUGCGUGAGGUUUGAGGAAUUUAGUUAGAACUGAAAUGUAUUUUCUUUAGUUAAAAAAAAAAAGAAAAUUAUUCUGUUGAUUUGAUUUUUUUUCCAUGUAUUUUUUAAUGGAUUUUGUUUUAUUUGUUAUUUCCCAUCAGGUGAGAGACCAUGAUACGUGUUGUGUUGAUGAUGGUCCUGCUGGGAGGCGUGUUUGCGGCGCCGUUCGCCAAGCCGGAACAGGCGAAGCGCUUCAUCCGUCAGAAGAGGCAGAUCGGCUACUGGGACCCCAGUCACUCUCAGAACGUGUGGGGCUACACGGUGCAGGAACAGGCUAAUGAGUACUGGACUGCGUUGAGGACAGACACUCAGUAUUACAUGGACAUGGGAAACCUGGUGUUUGACCGCUCUGUGGCAGAUGAGAACUACAGGAUGUACAUGGAAAUGCUGAGGAAUGCAAGAGCACAUCUCGACGCGAUCUCCGGCCGACAGCGAUAGAUCAGACGGAUUAGAUUGAUCGGACAGUGAUGGAUGAUUCGAUGACGGAUCGCUCUGCUGAUUCAGUGCCGGAUGGUGAAGCUGCUCUUUGUUGGAUGCUUUUCUAGCGUAGAACUGCAGACAUUUCUGUUCAUGUAAAGCUCGUUCUGUUGGUCGUUUUAUUCUGUUCCAUAUCGCAACACGCACCUGUUGACACAGGUUACCUGAUGCAGGUGUGUUUGGAGCUGGAACAGACCGCGUUCAUGAAUAUGGAUUGAGAUCCUCUGGCCUUUAGGUUAGGAAACAGAAAAUAAUAAAUUCAUAUCGUCUGCUCGCACCCAGUGUCUGAAGUCUCUUGUUUAGCACAAUAAUAAGAUUUGAGGAGGGUGUUGAAAUGCCAGAGAGGAGACAUCUACUGUUCUGGGGUGGUACUGCUAGUAAAACAAGAAACUAAGCAUUGUUUGUUUAGAGACCUUUACGCAGGUUUCAAAUCAGAAUUUCUAAACAGCUCAGCUAGCAAAACUAGAUGAUUUUAUUUGUUCCAAGUUUUGGUUUCUGUUUUAUUUUAUUGUGAAUUUUUUAUUAGCAAAAACACAGAGUACAUAAAGUACCUGAGUGUUACCUUUUGGCUAAAAGAUUUGCAGUUUGUGUUGCUAUUUUUGUGUGUGUAUAUACAGUAGAAUCAGCAACGCUUUUGUUGACCCAUUAGGGAGCCAUUUGGCUUUCCAUACACCCCUCCCUGUCACCCUCCGGUGUGUGGAGGCAGAUCUGGCUGAAGACACCAAAGCAUGCUGGCCAAGAUCCCCUUCUGUGAUAGCGAAUCGGUUCCCAAACGAAUCGGUUCUUCUUUUUUUUUUUUUAAGGACUCAUUUAAUUCAUUAGUCGAAUGAAUCAAUUUGUGAAAGGGAGGACAUAAACACGCAUGCAUGUGGUGGAAAUGGGAUCAAAUUUAGCCUGUACAAUAUAUUUACUUCUACAUUUUAUUUAACACGCAGUUUAUAUAAUACACAGCGCCUUCCAUUAAUAUUGGCACCCUUGGUAAGUAUGAGCAAAGAAGGCUGUGAAAAAUUGUCUUUAUUGUUUAACCUUUUGACCUUUUGUCCAAAAAAUUAACCAAAAAAAAUUUUGGGGGGGAUAAACCUGUGUUAUGGUUGCAAUUGCUUGAUAUCCGUGAGAGCAGAGUGUUUUUGUGAGGUUUUUUUUUUUAAAACAAAAGAUCAAAAGCUUAAACAAUAAAGACAAUUUUUUCACAGCCUUCUUUGCUCAUAUUUAACAAGGGUGCCAAUAUUAAUGGAUGGCACUGUGUAUAAGAUUUCCACAAAACAAAGUGCUUCAGAUUUAAAAUAUUUAAAUCCUUAAAUAUAGUUUUAAGGCUAAUCUACCUCUAAAUGCAAGCUACCAAAUGACAAAGAAUUACAGUUUUGCAUGAUAUUUUAGCAUGCAGAUAUGAAUAGUGAAUCAAAAGAAUCACCUCACACGUGUCGGUUUUGGUAAAACGCGUUUGUUCAGAAGUGUCGACUCAGUGGUGACUCGUGAUGGAGAUCUCUGACUCCUCCCUGUGCCAAGUGAAACAGACGGAGCGGACCGCAGGGUGAGUGCCAACAUCCCUCUCUCUAACACAUCUUAGCCAUUAAUUCAUCUAUUUUCAUUAUAAUUCUGCUUCCGCUUUGAUGUUUGAUGUCUGAGAAUCAUGGCACGUGCGCACACGUCGCAUUACGUUUCUGUAAAUGAUGCUCUGUUGUGUUUGAUGUCUUUAUUUCGUGAUGAGAGAUUUAUGCGUCAUGCGAAGUGUGUGUGUGUGUGUGUGUGUGUGUGUGUAUGUAUGUGUGUUCGUAUGUGUGUUCAUCUGCUAAUUAGCAUGAGAUGAUGCACUGCGCUCUCGCGCGUUUGUUCAUUAAAGAUAAAAGCUGUUAUGCGGUGUGGAGGCGCGCGCGAUGGACGCCAUGCGGAGCAUCCUUUCUAAUUAUGAAGAGUGAAACGGUGCAACAUCAACAGUGGAUAGGAAGGAGAAAGGACACACACACACACACACAGAGAGAGAGAGCGGAAGAGAGCUGAAGAUGCCUUAAAACAUGCAGUCUGCCUGCUUUUUUAAUUAGUGUGUGUGUGUGUGCGCGCUGACAUGGCAUCAUUUCAUGACUGCAUGUUUGUGUUCCUGUUUGUUUUUUUCCCCAACCCCCCCAGCAGUCCUCCUUGUGUCCGUGGAGCAGAUCAGUGAUACUCAGAGCCAAUGGCGAACCGAGGGCCGAGUUAUGGCCUGAGCCGCGAGGUGCAGGAGAAGAUCGAUCAGAAGUACAACGUUGAGCUGGAGACUCGACUCGUGGACUGGAUCAUGGCUCAGUGUGGAGACGACCUGCAGCGCCCACAACCUGGCAAGCAGAACUUCCAGAACUGGCUCAUGGACGGCACGAUUCUCUGCCGACUCAUUAACAGUCUUUACCCGAGCGACAUGCGGCCCAUACAGAAGAUUCCUGAAACCAAGAUGGCCUUUAAGCAGAUGGAGAAAAUCUCUCAGUUCCUACAGGCUGCAGAAGCUUAUGGCGUUACCAGAGGAGACAUCUUCCAGACUGUUGACUUGUGGGAAGGGAAGGACAUGGCUGCUGUCCAGAGGACACUCAUGGCUCUGGGAAGUGAAGCUGUCACCAAAGACGAUGGUUAUUACCAUGGCAACAAGGACUGGUUCCACAGGAAAGUUAAAGGCCACAGGAGGGAGUUCUCAGAGGAGCAGCUGCGUCAGGGUCGUGCUCUGAUCGGCAUGCAGAUGGGCAGUAACCGCGGUGCGUCUCAGGCGGGUAUGACGGGCUACGGCACACCGCGACAGAUCAUGCGCUACGACUCGCCACGCCGCGACGGGGAACAAAGCUCCCCCUAAAACUCCCCUCACAAUGGUACAACCCAGAACCCCAAAUCAGAUCCAGAGCUCUUCCUUUUAAAUUAUGUUAAAUUUUUCUUCGCAGAUUUCUGUCCAUAUUUAUUUUCUCACUAUAACGAUUCACACCUCGUGCUCCUUCAGCAAUGAAAGAAUUAGAAAUAACCCAAUGUUUUAAAAUUAUAUCGUGAAGUACAAAACUACCACGUGUUUAACAUCGAGCUGCUAAGUAGCUUGCUAAUUGGCUAAAUCUGUUCACGUGCGAGUCAGUGACCUGCUCUCUUUGUAUGUUGUUGUUUAUUCUUUCCCCAAUUUAAGGAAGCAAAAGAUUGCCCUUCUUUUUUUCCCUCUUCAGAGAACAGUAAGGAUUUCUGUUAGCAAUAUAAAAUAAAAGAAAAAAUGAAAGACUAAAACUUUUUUUUUUUAAAAAGGACAGAAAAGUUAUUUUUCUUUAAAAUGCACGUGUGCAUGUGCACAUGGACAAAUCAUAAACAGAAUAAAUUUACCACAGAACAGGCAUGAAAACAAAUAAAAUAAUUUAAAACAUAAAAUAAAAUAAAUAUACGUCUAGCAGAGCGUCUGGCCCCAACAUGGCCUCCUAGCUAAAAAAUCAACACCGUGGGUUUUUUUUUUAAUACUACAGCUCAGGGGAAUGAGAAAUCUAUGGACGAAUAAAGACAAAUCAGACUCGCUUUAGCUCACAUGCUACAAAGGUAGCCGUUAGCUUAACCACGUGUACUGUAGUAUCCAUGGAAUAAAUAUCGCACUCGAAGACUAUGGAUCUGGAAUUAGCUGAACACGAAGAGCUCAUUUCUGGAUCAGUUCUCAACAUCAAACAUCAAACAGCUUAAUGCUAACAAGCGUACAUACCGGAUGUAUCCUGAUAUACGUAUAAGAAGAAAGAACAGAAGGUGCCAAGUUAUCUAAGGUUAUGAAAACAAAGCUGUG
Messenger RNA from Ictalurus furcatus (blue catfish), 5947 nucleotides. RefSeq names its product transgelin 3a (gene tagln3a). The transcript is spliced from 7 exons. The record is from RefSeq and is a predicted model, not a curated record. Lineage: Eukaryota; Metazoa; Chordata; Actinopteri; Siluriformes; Ictaluridae. Gene Ontology annotation, molecular function: protein binding. Bases 4361 to 5002 code for a protein of 213 amino acids.